This is a messenger RNA of Chroicocephalus ridibundus (black-headed gull), 2835 nucleotides long. It is a transcript of the gene HSPBAP1, whose product is annotated as HSPB1 associated protein 1. Lineage: Eukaryota; Metazoa; Chordata; Aves; Charadriiformes; Laridae. The coding region runs from base 110 to 1579 and encodes 489 amino acids. The transcript is spliced from 8 exons. Gene Ontology annotation, molecular function: 2-oxoglutarate-dependent dioxygenase activity. The record is from RefSeq and is a predicted model, not a curated record.
AGGGCUCGGCGGGCCGGGCUGGAUCCCGGGCCGGGCUCCCCCUUCCGUUAGCGAGGGCGGUGCCGAGGGGAGGCCCCCGGAGCCGCGUCGGAGGGAGAGCCGGAGGAGCAUGGCCGGGGCGGAGAGCCGCCGUUCCCCCGCGCCGGGUGAAGAUGUCAAACCAUUUACUCCUGAGAAAGCCAAGGAACUUGUGAUGUCUCUACAGCAACCUGCAGUCUUCUGUAACAUGGCUGGUGACUGGCCAGCCCUACACUGGAACACGAAAUACCUUUCUGUGGUGUUGGAUGGGAAGACGAUCCAGUUUAGGCUAGGUCUGAAGACCGUGGAUUUAGUUCCCCAGUUUGAAACCAAGUGUAGCUAUGUGGAGGCUACACUUGCAGAGUUUUUGGCUUGGAGUUGUGGGCAGCCUCCUUGUCUCUCUGGACCAUUCAGUCGUUACGAGUACUCCAAAUAUUGGGCUUAUGCUGACUACAAAUACAUUGCCAGGAUAUUUGAAGACAAGCCAGAAAUUUUCCAGGAUAUAAGGUGGUCUGACUUUGGUUUUCCUGGAAGAAGUGGGAAAGAGAGCACGCUGUGGAUUGGUUCUGAAGGAGCAAACACCCCCUGCCACUUGGACUCCUACGGCUGCAACUUAGUGUUGCAAGUACAAGGAAGGAAGAGAUGGCACCUCUUCCCACCUGGUGACACCAGUUUCCUUUAUCCCACCAGGAUCCCUUAUGAGGAAUCCAGCAUAUUCAGCAAAGUCAAUGUUGCCAACCCUGAUCUGAAACACUUUCCUGAGUUUAGGAACGCAACAGCCCAUGUGGUUACGCUCAGCCCGGGACAGGUCCUGCUCGUUCCAAGGCACUGGUGGCACUAUGUGGAAUCCAUUGAUCCCAUCACUGUCAGCAUAAAUUCUUGGAUUGAACUGGAUGCAGAUCACGAAGCCCGUGUAGAAGAAGCAAUAACCCGAAUGCUGGUGUGUGCCGUAAAAUUGGCAGAAAACCCCAGCGAUGGAGAUCUCUGGCUAAAUCCCACAGAGGUUGAGGCAACGUCCCAUGAAAUCAAUCUUCAGUACCUGAACGAAGCAGUGUCUGCGUAUUUCAGGUGUCAGAAGGCAGGUGUGCCCGGGCAGGCCCGUCCCAGCAGCGCGGCUGCGGAGCAGAGGACAAGCGCCUCACGCAAGAGGAAGAAAAGGGAAGUUGGCCGCGAACCAGGGGACCACAGAUCGCUAAACCAGGAAUUGGGCUUUUCAACACUUCAAGCAGAAAAGUUGCAGGAAAUACCUUUUGGGCCUCAUCUUAUUCAGGUUUUACCAGAGUCUCAAGAAACAAGCUUGAUGGGUGCGGCUGCGGUCGAAAGUGACGGUAGUGAUCUUCUCCGUGAAAAUGAAGGAGGGCAUUUUGGGAAAUUACACUGCACCAGGAAGCAAUUGGUAACGAGUAACGACUACGGAACGCCUGCGCAUCAAACGGGUACAGACGGCAGUCCAAAUGCCUCACAGACAGCCCUUUCUACCAACGAUUUGCUGGACUGUUUGGUUAAUCCGCGUGUCAUCAGUCUAGUGGCUCGGCUGCUGCUGGAGAGAACAAGAGUUUAGUGCCAGGGCGCUUUAUCAUUUCUGAAUAAAGAAAUCAAAUGGCAGCCUUGUUCUGGGUGUUUAGGCUCAGCAAUAAUUGAAUGUUUCAUUUCAAAUAAUUUUUCGGUACAGACGGAUACAGUUAAUGGUGAAGUGGCAGGUUGAAGUUGAGCUGAAAGAAGAAUAACGGGUUAAUGAUGGCUGGGAAGAGAAAGGUGUGUUUAGUCAGAGAGCUCCUCGGUGUUACAAACAAAACAGAGGGCAUGCAGUUAUAAUCCCACCUCGUUGUGUGGAUGGGAUCCUUAAAAUGUUCUACGGCUCUGAGCAUGGGCUGGGGACAGCAGGCUCUGCAUUGCAGGGGGUAACAGCACGGGCUGUGAUUCCUCCUGGAUUAAGUUUACUAGACCUAAACUGCCAGGGUGAGGAGGUCGGUGUCAUUUUCUUGCAGGGGUUUCUUGGUUUGUUGUUUGGUUUUGUUUUUUUUUUCCCCAAUAUAUUUUAUUUAUUUUAAAGUGCAGCAGCCUAACUACUGACUGACAGCUUUGGUCUGAGCACCCUCACUGCCCCCGGAACCAGGCAAACCAGCUCUGGCCUCAGGGCAUCCCUCUCGACAAGGGUGAAUCCUGAAAGCAGACAUCACUAGGAAUGGAUGUGGCUUGGCCGAAUCGAGGAGAUACUGCAGGACUUCAUGCUUUGCAGCUGGGGUCGGAAGUGGAAAGCAGACUUAGUGAUAGAUGUGUUUGAUCUAUGUCUACGUUUAAGUAAUAGACUCAAUUCAUCCCCACAGGCACGGGGAUUGCAGUUUGCACCUUCCCGAGAGGAAGGCUCGUCCCAGCAGAAAGAUUGGUGCUCAGGGUAAGAGGCAUCCAGAGUCACUGAACCCCGCACUUGCUCACACACCUCCGCUGCCAAAGCUGGUCAUCAGCUGGAGGGCUGAAAAAGCACUUUUGUGCUGUCCUUCAUCAUUGGCCUUCCCAGGGCUGGGGAGAUGCAGGGUGGCAUCGCUACUGAAACAAGCGUGGCUUGACGAGGGACUCGGGAGGCGGUAACAGAGCAGAGGGGGGCUAAGGGUGGGAGGAGGUAGACUGACUUACUGUGGACUGCAGCCCUUGACCACAUCACGUAAAAUAGUAAAUAAGUGAUCGGUUGGAUCACUUCAGAAAUAAACCUCAAAUAAACCUCAGCCAAGAGGUGCUGCACGCACUACUGCAGUUACUUCUUUCCACAAAAUAGCGUGAGUUUUGUCACAAAGCUCUAGGAGGGAGCGAGACAAAAGC